AUGUCAUUUGGAGGAGGAGGAGCUGGAUUUGGCGCUCAGGGCGGUAACAAUUUGGCCGUUGCUGAACAAGAACUGGAAAUGGUUACAUCUCUCUUCAACAAUAUUGUGGAUGCUUGCCAUAAAAAGUGCAUUGUGCCAAAGUAUGCUGAUGGCGACCUCAAUAAGGGAGAGUCUGUCUGUAUCGACAGAUGUGUCGGCAAAUAUCUAGAAGUAAACAAAAUCAUUGGGGAAAAGUUUGGUGCCCUCGCACAGUCUGCUCAACAGCAACAGGGCAUGAUGUAG
Synchytrium microbalum is the source of this 282-nucleotide messenger RNA. RefSeq lists its product as uncharacterized. The transcript has 3 exons. Gene Ontology annotation, biological process: protein insertion into mitochondrial inner membrane. Gene Ontology annotation, cellular component: mitochondrial inner membrane. The record is from RefSeq and is a predicted model, not a curated record. Bases 1 to 282 code for a protein of 93 amino acids. NCBI's taxonomy places the organism in Eukaryota, Fungi, Chytridiomycota, Chytridiomycetes, Synchytriales, Synchytriaceae.